UAAGAUACCAGUUCAUCCGUCUAACGCCAAAUCGAGAAGAGUGUGUGUAUGUGUGUGUGUACUCUUGCUCUGAGAUUCGUAUGGAAAAUACCAAUACAUCUAUCUGUGUGUGUAUCGCAUUUUGUAUGUGAUUCGCUCUACAUGGGAAUCUUCCACAUAUCUAUUCUAAGAGGCGUGGUAUAUACUCGAAUAUAACCGGCGUUUCUCAAGAUUGUCAACGCAUCCCAUUUGUUCAAUCGCCUGAAUGAAGAUGACGUCACAAUUUGUCACGCUUGUGAUAGCGGUAAUCGUCUGCUCUUUCGCAGUCGUGAAUGCACAAAACAAUACAGAUUCGAGUAAUGCUACCGAUGGCCCAAGCCCGGUAACGCCACCCCCUUCGACCCCCCGACCACCCGUUUCAUCGGCACCCCCUCCCAAUGAAGGGACUACGGCAGCAGCAGGCACUGUUACAUAUGCACCUGUAGACGGAGACGAUGGCAAUGAUACGGACGGCGAUGGUGAUGGUGAUGGUAUGGAGGGCGACGGCGAUAUGGACGGACAUAAAGGAAAAGAUGAUGACGAUAAAGACGGAGGUGGAUUGAAUGAUGGUCAAAUAGCUCUUGCCAUUCUUGCAACUUUACUUAUUUUGGGAGCUUUGGGGACCUUUUUUGGACUGUGUUACUGGAAAUACAGGGGAACUUCAUACGUCACGGUAACAUCAGAGACGACAUACAAGCAAUAGCACCAACCCUGUCCCCUUAUUAUUCAACAAUUUCAGUAUAUUAUGGUAUCACGUGUAGCAAUAACGUCAUCAAUAAAAAGCAGAUCUAUUUGGUCAAUCUAUACGUUGUACAUUAAAGCGUCUUUCUGUACUCAUUCAAUACAAGAUAAGUUGCCUUGCGAUAAACGGAACAUUUCCAAUUUAAGUUGGGAGAUUAGAAAACCGAAAGCGUUCCAAUCAUUUUUUUACCUGAUGUUCUUGUAUGUCCGCCAGCAGUGACCGUUGUUUCUAAUUUCUUUACAUUGCUAAUUUGCAACGAGGGAGCCAAAAUAAAAAAAAAAAAUGAAUUGAAAAUGUUAAUAUGAUAGGAGUUAGAAGUCAAUCUUUUUUCAAUCUUUUUUUUGGUCCACAAACACAGUCGUAUAGAUCGAUAAGAGUUUGGAGUUUAUACGACAAUUUUCGUUGGAACGGUCUAUGUGUUUGUUAAAGUGCUGGUUGGUCAGCUGAAAUGGUUGUUGAUACAGCAACUCCUAAUCGGUAUUGCUGGCUGGAAAGUUUCAUCUAUUACUUCGGCAACUUCAAUGUAACAUCAUUUCAACUCAAAAGGGUAAAGGUGGCUCUUUCACAGUCAUAAACGAUAACGUGACAGAUCGACUUAUUAAUUUCUUGAUAUUCAUAUCAAUACAUUCGUAUGGGAACUCAGAGCUGGGGCCUUUAGUGUGAAAUAAUUUAAGUGUUCGCCAAAUAUGGCAGUUGCGAUUCCCUUACGAUUUAAGAGCUGUUAUAACUCUACUUUCUGCUAAUUUACACUUAACUUUUCAUAAUAUUGUGGAGUUCACGAUGAUUAUCUCUUAUGUAUUCCGAAUUAAAACAAAGAGGCUUGUUGUACUUAUUAAUAUUAUAUUAUUAAAAUAGUGUUGAAUGCGGCCUUUUAAGUAUUUCUCAUCAAUUCAAUAUUUUAUGAUGAUAUUAGCCGUAGUUGUUUCGUCGGGUAGAAACUGACUUUUGAAUUACAUAUGAUAAAAAACAAACAACAAAAGUCCAUGUACCAUGUUUGUAGCAAUAUUUUGUGUCUAUGUUGAGCGGUGAAUGAAUUCAUUGCUAUAAUGCAAUUUGAUACAACACGGUGCUGUGUAUACCAUAAAUAUAUAUUGGUUAUAAUCAAACUAUAUUUCUAUGGUGUAGACCUAUUUCUUGGCAUUUGUGGAAUCUUUUGCAAGCAGGCGCCAAACUACAUCAUUACGAUUGUUUUGUGCCUGUAAACACCCUAAAUUUAAAAAGAGUAAUAAAAUGGCGGGAAAAGUGUGGUAUUUUACAGAGAAAAAUCAGAUGCCUUGGGUCAUGUGUUUUAAGAAGCGAAUGGUUGAAGUCCAACUUUCGUAAACUCUGGUCGGCAGAAGCAAAAAUAUAAUUAAAAAAUAGCUUUUGGAUAUGAUACAGUAUGACGCUUUCAAACCUUAAUUUAUCUUUAAAGCACACCCCAAAAAAAAGCAGAUACUAAGUGAAUGGAGCGUGAUAGUCACAAUGUUGGAUUUCGUUGUUUGCGAGAAACUAAUCUUUCACGAAAUUUUGAUAGACGUCGUAGUACAAUUACAUUCAUUUUGUCAUCACAUCAUUGUUCCUUACAU
Lytechinus variegatus (green sea urchin) is the source of this 2328-nucleotide messenger RNA. Its product is annotated as lateral signaling target protein 2 homolog. The coding region runs from base 245 to 721 and encodes 158 amino acids. Lineage: Eukaryota; Metazoa; Echinodermata; Echinoidea; Temnopleuroida; Toxopneustidae. The transcript is spliced from 5 exons. The record is from RefSeq and is a predicted model, not a curated record.